This is a messenger RNA of Puntigrus tetrazona (Sumatra barb), 1595 nucleotides long. It is a transcript of the gene rdh14a, whose product is annotated as retinol dehydrogenase 14a. The transcript has 2 exons. NCBI's taxonomy places the organism in Eukaryota, Metazoa, Chordata, Actinopteri, Cypriniformes, Cyprinidae. The record is from RefSeq and is a predicted model, not a curated record. Bases 132 to 992 code for a protein of 286 amino acids.
UCCAGUUACUUCCCACAUGAGUGAUUGUUUACGCCUACAAACCUGCUCGUGAACUGGAUGUUGUCGAUGGCCCCAGAAGGAUCAGCAGUCAAGCAAUUCCCCAUUCUAAACAUUUGGAUGAAGGCGUCGAUAUGCUGCGGGGCAAAACCAUUAUCGUGACCGGGGCAAAUAGUGGUAUUGGAAAAGCCACGGCCGCGGAGCUGCUGCGCCGUCAGGGCCGAGUGAUCAUGGCUUGUAGGGACCGAGAACGGGCAGAGAAAGCAGCCCAGGAGAUCCAGCAGGAGGCCGGACCAGAGCAAGGGGAACUAGUGAUCAAACUCUUGGACCUGGCGUCGCUUAAAUCUGUCCGUAUUUUUUGCGAAGAGAUAAUGAAGGAAGAGUCGAGGAUCGACAUCCUGAUCAACAAUGCUGGAAUCUACCAGUGUCCAUACACCAAAUCUGAAGAUGGCUUCGAGAUGCAGUUCGCCGUCAAUCAUCUGGGUCACUUCCUGCUCACUAACCUACUGCUGGACCUACUCAAACGCUCUGCUCCUAGCCGUAUCAUUGUAGUGUCCUCUAAGCUCUACAAGUACGGUGAAAUAAACUUUGACGACCUAAACAGUGAGCAGAGUUAUGAUAAAGCUUUCGCCUACGCACGGAGUAAACUAGCCAAUCUUCUGUUCACUCUGGAGCUCUCGCACCGGCUCGAGGAGACCGGAGUGACAGUAAAUGCUCUCACCCCAGGGAUUGUGCGGACUAACCUGGGCAGGCAUGUCCACAUCCCACUGCUGGUGAAGCCGCUGUUUAACCUGGCUUCACAUGCCUUCUUCAAGUCUCCUGAGGAAGGAGCGCAGACUUCUAUCUAUCUGGCCUGCUCUACGGCUGUGGAGGGCGUUCAGGGGAAGUGCUUUGCUAACUGUCACGAAGAGCAACUAUUGGCUAAGGCCACAGAUGAGGGGGUGGCCAAGAAACUGUGGGACAUCAGUGAGGUGAUGGUGGGAAUCACAACCUGAAAUCUCAAAUUUGAGUCACAUUUUGAAAAAAAUAAAGGACAUCUCUGAGAAAAUAAAGUACGACCAAGUAUUUCUCUUGGAAAGAAAACAUGCAAAAUGUAUGCCUACAUCCACAGGAGGGAGCUGUUUUUGCCAUUCUUAUUUACUUUGCAUUGAAAUGUUGUAAAAUUGCAACUAGCGGAUUGUUAGUUCUGCUGCAACAGUAACAAUGUGUGUGCGGUUAUAUGUUUUAAAUAAAUCCAGAGUCAUCCUCAGUCGUCCUGUUCCCAUGCUCCCGUUCUCAUGCUAGUCAGGUAUAUAGAUUUCAAAACUACAUGUAUUGUUCACGUGUUGGUUAAGACUAGAUCCAGCCUUAAUGGGUAAUUAACAGGAGAAUCAUGCCAACUAAUAUAGUUUACAAGAACUAAACCCUUUCUUUGACUGAAAAUAUGUGCAAAUAGUACUAAAGUUUUCUUAUAGUAAUAUUGUGCCUAACUUUUGCUCUGUUGUUACAUUUUUCAGCUGUUAAUUGUGAAACAGUUAACACUGCAUUUGAUUUGCACAUCUCAUACCGAAGAUCAGUGGACAUUCUCAGAGUAUUUAUUAAAAAUACAUUAAACAGAA